AUGUCCUUCUCUCUUGCUUCUUUAUCCUUCGGCGGCCUGCUCCUUUGGUGUUUUGUCCUGGCAAUUGCACUUGGGGCUAGCAUUCUUCUCUUUCUACUCAUCUCGCUCACGAUUUCCCAGAAUAUCAUUCCCUCCAAAUGUCGCCCAAGAGGAUCUCCUACCCACCUGUUGGUUGUACUUGGAAGUGGUGGGCACACAGCUGAGAUGCUCUACAUGCUCGAGCGCAUGAAUUUCGACCCUCAAAUCUACACGUAUCGGACAUACCUCGUGAGCUCCGGAGAUAACUUCAGCGCAGACAAAGCCAAGGAUUUCGAGGCUCAACAUGUACAAAAUUCUCAGGGCCAUACCCAUAACAAGAACUACACUAUUGUCACAGUGCCCCGUGCCCGACGGGUCCAUCAAUCCUAUCUCACCGCGCCAUUCUCCACGCUUCGAUGUUUCUGGGCUUGUCUCAAUGUUCUUCGGGGACUUCACCCGGAUCAAAGGCUCCCAAAUGAAUACAACUCACUCUACCCUGAUUUGAUUCUUACAAACGGUCCCGCUACAGCAGUCUGCGUUGUCGCAGGCGCAAAACUCAUUCGUUUCUUUCUAUGUUUGGCCAAAUGCGCUGCCUUGUGUCUGGGUCUGCGAACAGUCUCCUCGUUCGCAUUGGCACCAAAGCUACGCACUAUUUACAUCGAAUCGUGGGCCCGUGUGAGCUCGCUUAGUACCUCUGGUGUCUUGCUGUUGCCUCUGGCCGACCGUUUUCUUGUCCAAUGGCCUGCCCAGGCCGGACGACGGGCCUGGUGGGGGAUGAAGAGAACCCAAUAUGCAGGAUGGCUUGUGAUCUAA
Messenger RNA from Penicillium roqueforti, 831 nucleotides. Its product is annotated as glycosyltransferase family protein. The transcript has 2 exons. Gene Ontology annotation, cellular component: UDP-N-acetylglucosamine transferase complex. The record is from RefSeq and is a predicted model, not a curated record. Gene Ontology annotation, biological process: dolichol-linked oligosaccharide biosynthetic process. Lineage: Eukaryota; Fungi; Ascomycota; Eurotiomycetes; Eurotiales; Aspergillaceae. Bases 1 to 831 code for a protein of 276 amino acids.